Molecule: messenger RNA, 1768 nt
Organism: Oldenlandia corymbosa var. corymbosa
Lineage: Eukaryota; Viridiplantae; Streptophyta; Magnoliopsida; Gentianales; Rubiaceae
Source: the annotation of a GenBank genome assembly
GUCAUUGUCAAAUCAGUAUUAAGUUUAGCUGUGCCUAAUCUUCUACUGAGAGUAAUAAUGGUUGAACACAGAGAGAAAGCCAGAUAAAUCGACGCCGAAUUGUAUAGGCCGCAGAGACGUCGAAAUCAGAUUUGCAGAUUGGCGGGUACUUCAUCCCCGGAGACUCGGAUGAUGCCCAAGAACUCCAUUUCUGUCCGGAUGCCAUAAAUUUCUGUCUGGAGUCAAUUGGCUUCUUCCAUCGGAUUUUUCAUAGGGUAUGGUGACUGUGCCAUUUACAAUUUCACGUAUGAGUAGCUGUGGAGGAGUGAGGCAAUUCGGCUUCUGCCCUCAAUUUCAAAAGUUUCCUCACAGCAAAAGGCCAUGGCUGCUCCAACUGAAGCAACAAAGGUGGAGGAAUGGAAACCCCCCUUUAAUUUCCAAACAUGUCUCCGACUUCAAAUUUGCUCCCAAAGCUGCUGCUGCUGCUUCGUCUUCUCCAGCACCAGCCGACUACUCCGAGCAACUCUUGGGAGUGAAACCAGGGCCGGAUAGUCAAAAAAUCGCCGGCGUGGAUCAGGAAGAGUUGGAGGAUCCAUCUCCUUUGGGGGAUCCAGAUAGUUGUUUUUGCGAGUUUAAAGGAGUAAAGAUACACCACAAACUAUGUGAUCCUGAAUCAUUUGAUGCAGACUUGUCAAAAGAUGCUAAUAACACUCAAAUAUCUGAAAACACUAAAAGAGUUGGCCUCGGUCUUCCUAUCAUUCUUUUCCAUGGUUUUGGAGCUUCUUUGUUUUCAUGGAAUCGAGUCAUGAAAUCUUUGGCCCGUGUCACUGGUUCAAAAGUUCUUGCCUUUGACAGGCCGGCCUUUGGCUUGACGUCAAGGGUGGAUCCAUCAAAUUAUUCACCCCCUGCCAGUGAAGAUACUAAACCUCUGAAUCCAUACUCAGUGAUGUUUUCAGUUCUGGCAUCACUAUUUUUUAUGGAUUUCUUGGCAGCUGACAAAGCUAUUCUAAUGGGGCACUCAGCUGGUUCCUUGGUAGCUGUUGAUACUUAUUUCGAGGCACCUGAGCGAGUAGCUGCUAUGGUUCUUGUUGCUCCAGCAAUUUUUGCGCCUCUCACGCCACAGAAUUUACCUAAAGAUGAUCAGAGAGAUCGAAACAAUCAGAAACCAGAACAGUCAGAGUCCAUCAAUCGUCAGAAUCCAAUAAUUGCAAUUUUCAGCACCUUGUCAAAGUUUGCCAAAUAUAUUGUGCAGUCAAUAAUGCAAAUUUUUAGAAGCAUGGGAGAUAUGAUAAAUUCUCUUUACAAGAAGGCCUUAUCUACAUUCCUCCGAUCCGCUAUUGGUGUGCUGCUGGUGAGGUGGAUAAUUGAUAAAUUUGGCACUGCCGCUGUUCGAAAUGCAUGGUAUGAUUCAAAUCAAGUUACUGAUGAUGUGUUGCAAGGUUAUGUGAAGCCGCUGAGGGUGAAAGGUUGGGAUAGGGCUCUUGUGGAAUAUACUGUGGCAAUGCUUACAGAUAAUUCUUCUCAAUCAAAGCCCUCGCUGGCGAAAAGAUUGAGUGAGAUUUCAUGUCCAGUCCUUAUUGUUACUGGAGAUAGCGACCGGCUAGUUCCUCCUUGGAAUUCUCAAAGGCUGUCAAAAAUCAUUCCAGGAUCACGCCUAGAGGUAAUCAAGAAUUGUGGCCAUCUACCACAAGAAGAGAAGGCCGAAGAGUUUGUAUCAAUCGUGGAGAAAUUUCUUCGACGAGCAUUCGGUGCUUCAGAGGAGCAGCAGUAUUUGCAAGCAGUGACUUGA